Messenger RNA from Aaosphaeria arxii CBS 175.79, 1315 nucleotides. RefSeq lists its product as uncharacterized. The transcript is spliced from 2 exons. The record is from RefSeq and is a predicted model, not a curated record. Bases 285 to 1226 code for a protein of 313 amino acids. NCBI's taxonomy places the organism in Eukaryota, Fungi, Ascomycota, Dothideomycetes, Pleosporales.
CAAGAGUUUGUAGCGUCCGAGGCCGCCUGAAACGCACCAUUCUACCCUGUCGUGCCUACAUGCGACUUCCCCUGAUCCACACGGCUACCCCCUCCUCCGUUUGGUCAUGACCUAAACAUAAUGCGCACUGCGCUUGGGUGACUUCUUCAAAACAUCUCAACUCAACCUCUUCGCCGUUCCCGUCCCUCGUCGGUCGCUUCCUGUCCUUAUCCCUCUCCCCCCUCCGACGUGUUGACCACGCCUGUCGCAAACCACCCACUCCGUCACAAGAUAACUACAUCACCAUGUUUGCGUUUCAACAACCUCUGAAGCGUGCACGAGACGAUGACUCGGACUCAGAGGAUGACAGGUACUUGAAAAAGUCACGUCCAUUCGCCUUCCAUGGAUUUCACAAUGUCAACGCCAACCUCAGCUCUCUAUCAAACUUUGGCAAUCAACCGUCGCCGCCUCACAUCAUGCAAGAUCUAGGAGCCAUGACGCCCGCCCAGUCCGAGCAGAACUCUCCAGUCUCAGUGCAAGAUGAACAGCCGACAUUUUCCUCUCCACGGCAGGCAGAUUUGGACAUGGACAUGGACAUGGAGGUGGAAGAGGAGGAAGACGACUUCGACAUCAUUGGCAGCCAGCCGCCAGAUUCUCCCUUCAUAUCGAACUUCCUCAGGCCCGCGAAGCUCAACUUCGACUCAUUCAGCAGCAUAGACGCAGCAGCAAACAACACAGGACGAUUGCCAACGCCCAUUUUCCCAACCUUCAACGGACCCAGAGGGCCCAUGAAUACGAGUCUUUUGGGCGGAGUCGGCUAUCCGAGCAGUGGCUUGGCGGGUGGUUUGAGCAUGGACUCCGGAAACGGCUACCUCGGCGUGCCCCAGAACCCACUCCUCCAGAAGCCUCCGACAAUACGAAAGCAGGCGCAGGUAGAACACGACCGCAGUCGCCGCAUGCCGUCGCCCAUCUCGGAGGACGAAGAUAUCCCAGAUACGCCCACCGCCCUCACGCAGUCGCAACUUUCGCGUCUUAGUGUGACGUCGAAUGCUGAGCGGAUGGACCUGGAGUCGCAGGAGAGUAGUGAUGGACUGCCGCCACCGCCGGGUGUUUUAACGACUCCGUCACGCGGACGCAAACGCAGUGGAGCACUGUCCGGCAAGGGACGAUUCAGCAUGGGCUACAGGGACGAUUGCGAAAAGUGCAGACAGCGGGUUCCUGGCCAUUAUUCGCAUUUCCUGCCCUAGACCCUUUACAUUCGACUUACUAUUUUACGACUUACUACUGAAUUGGAUGGUUACGGGCGCAUGAAUCGGAUGGAAAUCUUAUAACCACG